ACUAUUUCAUAAGCGACAAAAGUACCAUCUCGUUCAGUAGCCGCGUAUACACGGUUCAAACAUCAUAAAGAUACUCCAAAGUGGUACCAAGUGGGGUUCAAGUGGUACCUUCGAAUUGGAAGGCAGUACUACGGUAAUACAAGUGCAAGGCCGACCAAGGUCGUAUAACGAAGAUACGCUAUCAGUCAGGGGUUCGAGGUUUCGACAGGAUAGGGGUUUUCCCAGUGAAAUUGUUUAAAAUGAAGAUUUACAUUCUCAUCUUGGUCUGCGUAUUCGCACCUCUCAAGCCCUCAAGCUGUUCACCAAUUGACCAAAGAAAAGCCAGGGCGCUCUACUACAAUUACAUGCCUAGUAACGACUACGACUUCGACAACUUAGACUUGGAAGAUAGUGGCAAUUACGUUAACGAGGAUGACAUCGCACGUGCCAUCUCACCUUCAGGAAGAAAGGUUCAAAAGGUGAUUCCAGGAAACGCCUUCAAUUCUCCCAUAUAUUACAUAGCUCUACCCCCACAACCAUACAUUUUCGUACCGGGUAUGGGAUACAUGUCCCAACCGUCAAAUCCGAGCAGCAACUUCCUGAAUCUACCGAUAAACUUCCUGGCCAACGGAAAACCCAGCAACAUUUACCAGUGGUCUGCCAACAAUUACCAGAACCCGCACAAACCGACAACCACGAAAAAACCCAUGGAACAUCCAAAGCCCACAGAUUCCCCGAUCAUCAACCUGGAUAACAAAUUCGUCUUCAACGGAAAACCAUCAGAUACAAUCAGCAUACUCAGGGAUUCUUACAACGCCCUGUACAGCGACGCGCUACAAAAUUUCUAUCCUUAAAUCGCCAAUUAAAUUCGAUUCGUUUUGGACGAACGUAAAAACCAAGGUCUGAUUUUGUAUUUAUUUAACGGAUUGUUGUUUGUACCUCCCUAUUUUCGGAGGUUUCUGUUAAUUGAUUUUCUCUUUUUAUAUCAAUUGGAAAAAUCGAAGGUCUCGAUUCGAUAGACCAGUGAAAACGAUUGUCUAAUAAGUACUUCUAGUAUAUUUAUUGUUAUUUAUUAUUCAUAUAUUCCUAUAGAGAUGAUUAUAUUGAUAUUGAAGUAAUGCUAUUAAAUUAUUUAAAUUAUUGUGAUCAAGUAGAUGGACUAGCGAAAACUGUUAUCGAUUAAUAAAGAAUUUCUUAUAUCGAAA
Molecule: messenger RNA, 1184 nt
Organism: Coccinella septempunctata (seven-spotted ladybird)
Lineage: Eukaryota; Metazoa; Arthropoda; Insecta; Coleoptera; Coccinellidae
Exons: 2
Coding region: 240-833 (197 amino acids)
Source: RefSeq, a predicted model, not a curated record